AUGCUCAGCCACCCGUUGGAAGCCUACGUUACCGAGCGCCAGCACAGCUUGAACCAAAGCUGGCAUGACGCGAAACCGGCGACCCAGAACUCUGCCGAAUGUUAUGGCUACGGAUCGGACCAGUGGAACUAUCCCGUUUCGGAGGACUGUCUCUACCUCAACAUUGUCCGCCCUUCCGGCUACGAGAAUGCAUCCCUCCCCGUAGCGUUUUGGAUUCACGGCGGCGGAUUUAAUCAAGGCGGUGGUGUUGAUCAGAGGUACAACACAUCCUUCAUGAUUCAGAACGCCGUCAAGAUCGGCAAGCCGAUUGUCACUGUCAACAUCAACUACCGCUUGAGUGCUUGGGGUUUCCUUAGCGGAAGCGAAGAACUCAAGGACACCGGUGCUUUGAACCUUGGUCUGCGCGAUCAGAGGCUUGCUCUGCAAUGGGUGCAGGAAAACAUUGCAGCGUUCGGUGGAGAUCCAUCGCAAGUCACCAUCUACGGCGAGAGCGCCGGAGCCGCGUCUGUGGGCUACCAUCUUACUGCGUACAACGGUCGUGACGACAAGCUCUUCCGCGCAGCCAUCAUGCAAUCAGGCGGCCCCAUCAAUUUCGGCCCACAAUUGGAUCCUCUCGGCAAUGCGGAUAUGUAUAAUGAACUUACACGACGAACGAACUGCGCAAACCAAACAAGCCCACUCGAAUGCUUGAGGGCACUGCCUGCAGAGCAGCUCAACACCGCCAUCAAUACGACCAGUGCAACACUCAACGUCACCAAUUUCAUGCCAAUUAUUGAUGGAGACUUUGUCCAGAAGCGUGGGUCUAUCCAACUAGCAGCCGGCGACUUCGUCCACGUGCCUAUAGUAGACGGUGCAAACUCCGACGAGGGAACAGCAUUCAGCCCUUCACCAGUAAACUCGACUGCAGACUUCGAGAUGUUCGUCUCAUUAUCGCAAGAAGGCGGACUGCCGGCAAACUUUACGCAGGCAAUCUUAGCAGCUUACCCAGAUGAUCUUUCAGUCAAUGUUGUCGCCAGCUUAGGCAAUCAGCGGCCCGGUCCGCCAUUCGGUGCACAAUUUCGCCGGUCAGCCAGUUACUUCGGAGACGUAGCCUUCAUUGCUCCUCGCCGAAAGACCUGUGAAACAUGGGCUGCGAACGGUUUGGACGCAUACUGCUAUCGCUUCAACGUCAUUCCAGCCGGCAUUCCCGCUGCCAUCGGAGCAACUCACUUCCAAGAAGUUGCUUUCGUAUUCAACAACGUCCAGGGUGUUGGUUACAUUCCUGCCGCUGUACCACCGUUCGAGAACAAGACCCAGAGCUACCGUGACCUAGCACACUUCAUGAACAGCAACUGGAUCAGCUUCGUACACGACUUGGACCCGAAUGCUUGGAGGGAGUCGGGUGCUUGGAACGGAACCGAGGAGAUGUGGCCAAAGUACACGUUGAAUCAGCCCAUGGACUAUGUUUUUGACGCCAAUGUUUCGAGCUAUGCUGAGCCAGACACAUAUAGGAAACAGGGCAUGCAGCUCAUCAAUGACAAUGCUCUGAGUGUAUACUCGCGAUAGGAUACGGAUCUGGAUUUUGUAGUUGAGAAGUAGAUGAACGUUAUUGAGACAACUACAAUGUCAAAAAUGCAUAUUUGUAUCGACUGC
Parastagonospora nodorum SN15 is the source of this 1632-nucleotide messenger RNA. RefSeq lists its product as hypothetical. The transcript is spliced from 3 exons. NCBI's taxonomy places the organism in Eukaryota, Fungi, Ascomycota, Dothideomycetes, Pleosporales, Phaeosphaeriaceae. The coding region runs from base 1 to 1545 and encodes 514 amino acids. Gene Ontology annotation, molecular function: carboxylic ester hydrolase activity. The record is from RefSeq and is a predicted model, not a curated record.